GUGCCUCAAGCGCUCAAACUGAAGCCCACCAAGUGGACGCUCACGAGUCUGGGCAGGGACCCCAAGGCGGAUCUAGACGCCUUCAAAAAGAGGUCGGAGAUGGCAGAGCGCAACCUCAAGCUCGCCACAGCCGCUCUCACACGAUCCGAAGCCCUCUUUGCAGAGCGGAAUAAGGAGAUGGAGGAGAUACAGGAGAGGAUGGGCGCCAAGGAGAGGGAAAUUGCAGCACUCAAUGACACUGUAGACGGGCUUAGAAGCGACAUUGCUGGGUUACAGUCAGAUCUAGCCGCCGCUACUGCCGAUGCCGCAGCUGCAAAAACCGCCACGCAACGAGCGCGAGCAGAGACGGAGCGAGUGAAGGGGGUGCUUGCAGGAGUCACGGAGGAAAAGGAAGGGGUGGAGAGGGACUUAAAGGCCACGCAGGAGGAGGGGAUGAGGCUGAGGGAGAAAAUUCUAGGGCUUGAGAAGGAAAGAAAAGAAUUGGAGGGGGAGUUGGGGAGAGUGGGGAGGUUGAUGGAGAAAAGGAUGAAAGAGGGGGCGGAGAGGGAGGAGAAGUUGACGGGGGAGAGGGAGGCGUGGAAGGGGAAGGCGGAAGGGUUGGAGGUGGAGAGGAAGCGUUUGGAAGGGGAACUGAGGGGGGCUGUAAGGGAGCGGGAGGUGCUGAGGCGAGGGGUGGAAGGGGCGUUGGGGAUUUCUCGGAGGGUAGAGGUGGAGGGUGAACGGGGAGGUGAAGGAGGGAGGGGGAGUGGGGAUCAGGGGGUUGGAGGGAUGAAGGUGGAGGGUGUAGUAGGGGUGUUGGAGAAGAGAGUGGGGGUUUUGGUGGUGGAGAUUGAGAGAGAGAGGGGGGAGAGGAGGAGAGAGAUGGAGGAAGGGAUGGAGAGGGAGGAGACGCUGAAGAGUCUGCUGCAGGAGGCGAGAAUGAACUGGGAAAGGCUGGAGGGGGAUUUGAAGAGUGAGAAGCAGGAGAGGCAGAGGGAGAGGGAGGAAGGCGAGAGGAGGGAAGAGGGAUUGAAGGGAGAAUUGCAAUUUGAGAAACAGGAGAGGCAGAGGGAGACGGAGGAAGGCGAGAGGAGGGAAGAGGGAUUGAAGGGAGAAUUGCAAUUCGAGAAGCAGGAGAGGCAGAGGGAGAGGGAAGAAGGCGAGAGGAGGGAAGAGGGAUUGAAGGGAGAAUUGCAAUUUGAGAAACAGGAGAGGCAGAGGGAGAGAGAGGAAGGCGAGAGGAGGGAAGAGGGAUUGAAGGGAGAAUUGCAGAUCGAGAAGCAGGAGAGGCAGAGGGAGAGAGAGGAAGGCGAGAGGAGGGAAGAGGGAUUGAAGGGAGAAUUGCAGUUGGAGAAACAGGAGAGGCAGAGGGAGAGAGAGGAAGGCGAGAUGAGGGAAGAGGGAUUGAAGGGAGAAUUGCAAUUUGAGAAACAGGAGAGGCAGAGGGAGAGGGAGGAAGGGGAGAUGAGGGAAAAGGGAUUGAAGGGAGAACUGCAAUUUGAGAAACAGGAGAGGCAGAGGGAGAGGGAAGAAGGCGAGGGGAGGGAAGAGGGAUUGAAGGGAGAAUUGCAAUUCGAGAAGCAGGAGAGGCAGAGGGAGAGGGAAGAAGGCGAGGGGAGGGAAGAGGGAUUGAAGGGAGAAUUGCAAUUCGAGAAGCAGGAGAGGCAGAGGGAGAGGGAAGAAGGCGAGAGGAGGGAAGAGGGAUUGAAGGGAGAAUUGCAAUUUGAGAAACAGGAGAGGCAGAGGGAGAGGGAAGAAGGCGAGAUGAGGGAAGAGGGAUUGAAGGGAGAAUUGCAAUUUGAGAAACAGGAGAGGCAGAGGGAGAGGGUGGAAGGCGAGAGGAGGGAAGAGGGAUUGAAGGGAGAAUUGCAGUUGGAGAAGCAGGAGAGGCAGAGGGAGAGAGAGGAAGGCGAGAGGAGGGAAGAGGGAUUGAAGGGAGAACUGCAGAUGGAGAAGCAGGAGAGGCAGAGGGAGAGAGAGGAAGGCGAGAUGAGGGAAGAGGGAUUGAAGGGAAAAUUGCAAUUUGAGAAACAGGAGAGGCAGAGGGAGAUGGAAGAAGGCGAGAGGAGGGAAGAGGGAUUGAAGGGAGAAUUGCAGCUGGAGAAACAGGAGAGGCAGAGGGAGAUGGAAGAAGGCGAGAGGAGGGAAGAGGGAUUGAAGGGAGAAUUGCAAUUUGAGAAACAUGAGAGGCAGAGGGAGAGGGAGGAAGGCGAGAGGAGGGAAGAGGCAUUGAAGGGAGAAUUGCAGACCGAGAAGCAGGAGAGGCAGAGGGAGAGAGAGGAAGGCGAGAUGAGGGAAGAGGGAUUGAAGGGAGAAUUGCAGCUGGAGAAACAGGAGAGGCAGAGGGAGAGAGAGGAAGGCGAGAGGAGGGAAGAGGGAUUGAAGGGAGAAUUGCAGUUGGAGAAACAGGAGAGGCAGAGGGAGAGAGAGGAAGGCGAGAGGAGGGAAGAGGGAUUGAAGGGAGAAUUGCAAUUGGAGAAGCAGGAGAGGCAGAGGGAGAGAGAGGAAGGUGAGAUGAGGGAAGAGGGAUUGAAGGGAGAAUUGCAGAUGGAGAAACAGGAGAGGCGGAGGGAGAGGGAGGAGGGCGAGAGGAGAGAAGAGGGUUUGAAGAGAGAAUUGCAUUUGGAUAAGCAGGAGAGGAAGAGGGAAAGGUAUGAGUUCGAGAGGAGGGAAGAGGGUUUGAAGGGGGAGUUGAGAAAUGAGAGGGAGGAAGGGGAGAGGAAGAGGUUGGAGUGGGAGGAGAGGCAGCAAAUAUUGAAGGGAGAACUGAGGGAAGCUCACAGCAAUGGGGAACGUCUUGAGGGAGAGUUGAAGCGGGAGAGGGAGGAGAGAGCGAAGGAGGGGAGGGAGGCUGAGGAAAAGCUUCGUGGAUUUGUAAGGGAAGUGGAGCAGGAACGGGGGAUUAGGGCGGCUGAGAGGAAGGAGUGUGAAGGAAGGGUGGAGGAGGUGGAAGGGAAGGUUGUGGAACUGGAAGGAGUGGUGCUGCGGAUGGAAGGGGAGUUGAAGGUGGAAAGGGAGGGGAGGGCGAAGGAGAGGAGGGAGGGAGAGGAGAGAGAGGAGAGAGUGAGGCGGGAAUUGAGUGUGGAACGGGAGGAGAGGAGGAAGGAGAAGGAAGAAGGGGAGGUGAGAGAGAAGGCUUUGGAGAGAGAGUUGAAGGGAGUGAGGGAGGUGUGUGUGAGGAUGGAGGGGGAACUGGUGGAGGAGAGAGAGGCGAGGGAAAGGGAGAGGACGGAAGGGAGGACGAGAGAGGAGGGGUUGAGAGAGCAGAUGGAGAAAGAGAGGGGAGAGAGGGAGUGCGAGAGAAGCGAAGCGAGGAUGAGGGAGGAGGGGUUGAGGAAGAGGGUGAGGGAGGGAGAGGAAAGGAUUGAAGUGCUUCGGAGAGAGAUGGAGAGAGAGGAGGAGGAGAGGAAGAGGGAGAGGAAGGAGGAGGUGGAGAGGGAAGAGGUGCUAAGAGGCAGGGUAGGCGAGAUGGAAGGGAGGUGCAGGGGGUUGGAGGAGGAGGUGAGGGAGGAGAGGGCGAAGGGGGAGAGAGAGAGGCGUGAGUGGGAGGAGAUGGAGAGGAGGGCAUGUGAGGAGGUAAGGUGUGAGCGUGAGGCGAGGGAGAGAGAGAGUGCGGAGGCAGAGAGGAGGUUGGAGGAGAUGACAGAGGUGCUGAAUGGGAGGGAUGAGACUGUGAGGAGGCUGGAAGGGGAGGUGAAGUUGGAGAGGGAAGAGAGGGGGAGGGAGAGGGAGGAGGGUGUGGAACGGGAAAGGAAGUUGAGAAGCGAAGUGCAAGGUGCAGUAGAGAGGUGCUGUGAGUUGGAGGGGUUGUUGAGAAUGGAGAAAGAGGAGAGAGAUCGGGAGAGGAGAGAAGGGAAGGAGAGGGAGGAGGGGAUGAGGAAGGAGGUGGAGAGAGAGAAGGGGGAGAGGAGGCGAGAGGUGAGCGAGGGGGAGGAGAGGGAGGGGGCUUUGCGGGAAGAGUUGCGGGAAGCGAAGGAGUUGAGUAAUCGGCUGCAAAAGGAGAUAGAGACGGAAGGGGAGGAGAGGGAGAGGGAGAGGAGGGAGGGUGAAGCGAGGGUGGAGAAAAUGGAAAGAGAGCUUUCUAUGGCGCAGUCGGAGUGUGCAAGGCUGCAGGGCGAGGUGGAUGGCGUGAGGGAGGCGAGGGAGAGCGAGAAGAGAGAGGCGGAGGAGAGGGAGGAGAGGCUGGUUGGAGAGAUACGGGCAGCACAGGAAGAGGUGGGGAGGGUGGAGAGGGAGAAGGAGAGAGAGAGGGAAGAGAGGGAGGUGGAAGGGGAGGUGGAGAGGGAGGAGAGGGAGAAGGAAAGGAUGGAGUGGGAGGGGCGGAUACAGACCCUGGAGGAGGAGUUGAGAGAGGUGCAAGGAGAUUGUAUGCGGUUGGAAGGGGAGGUGGAGAGGGAGAGGGGGGAGAGGGAGAGGAUGCGUUGUGAGAGUGAGGAGAAUGAGAAGAUGAUACGGGAGGAACUGGUUGGAGAGAGGGAGGGGAGGGAAGAGGAGAAGAGGAGGGGAGAGGAGAGGGAGGAGGGAGUGAGGAGAGAAUUGGAACAGUGGAAGGAGGCUUGCGAGGAGCUGGAGGUGAGACUGACGGAAGAGAAGGAGGCGAGGGAGAAGCAGAGGGGGGAGAUGGAGAAGGAGAGGAGGGAGAGAGAGAAAAGGCGAGAGGAAUUGGAGGGAGAGUUGAGGGAGGCGAGAGAGAGGGUGGGUGUGCUUGAGAGGGAAGUGAGGAUGGAAAGGGAGAUGAGAGAGAGAGAAGGGAAGGGGAAGGAGGAGAGAGAGGAGAUGCUGAUGGAAGAUGUGAGGAGAGAGAGGGAGGAGAGGGCCAAGGAGAUGGAGGAGAGGGUAAAGGAAAGGGAAGAGCGGGCAAAGGAGAGAGAGGAGUGGAGGAGGAGAGAGCGUGAUCUUGAGGGUGAGUUGAAGAAGGUGUGGGAAGAAACGGAGAAGGCGGGGAGGGGAGUGGAAGAAAGGGAAGAGAGGCUGAAAGAGGAAUUGAGGUUGGAGAGGGAAGAGAGAGAGAAGGAGAGGAGGGAGGUGAAGGAGAUAGAAGAGAGGCUGAAUGCUGGGCUGGUGGAAGCAAGGGAGAGAGGUGAGAAGCUCGAGAGUGAGUUGAAGGUGGAAAAGGAGGAGAGGGAGAGGGAGAGGGCGGCAGGGGAGGAAAGGGAGAGGAAGUUGCGGGAGGAGGUGGAGAGGGAACGUGAAGAGGAACGGGAAGCACGUGUGAGGGAGGAGAGAGAGAGGGAGGAGAGGGAGGCAGGACUGAAGGAGCGAAUCCGUGUGGCAGGGGAAGGGGUUGCGAGGAUGGAAGAAGAGGUGAGGAAGGCGAGGAAGGAAAUGGAGAGCGAGAAGAGAAAUGCAGAGGAGGAGAGAGAGGAGAGGGAGAGAGAAAAUAGACAGGCAGAGGAGGUGAGACAGGAAUGGGACAAAGAGAAGAAACAGGCAAAGGAGGAGAGAGAGGAGGUGGAGAAGAGGCGCGAGGAGAAGGAAACGGAACUUGAACGGGAAGUGGAAAGGCUGAGAGUACUGGUGCUGCUGGGAGAGGAAGAGGAGGCGAGGAGAGGGAGGGAUAGAGAGGGGGAGGUGGAUGCUGUUGGACGGACCGAGAUGGUGAAGGAGGAGUGGAGGGAGGAGGUGGGAAGGAUGGAGGAGAGGGAGAAGGAAAGGCAGGCGGAGAGGGGAGAAUAUGAGAUGAAGAUGAGGCAGUGGGAAGUAGAGAGGGAGAGAGAGAGGGUUGCGGAGGAGGAGAGGGAAAGGGAGAGGCAGGUAUUUGAGAGGAAGGAAGGUGAGUGGGAGAGGGAGAGGGAGGAGGAGAAAAAGAGGGAGGAGGAAAGAGAGAAGGAAAGAGCUGAAGAAAAAGAAAGGCGGAAGCAGAGGGAGGAAGAGAGGCAAGAGGAGAUGAGGAAGGAAGAAGAGAGGCAGAGGGAAGUGGAAGCAAUGGCAUUGAGUGAAGCAGAGUGGGAGGCGGAGAGGGAAGAGGAAAGGCAGAGGGAAGAGGAGAUGAUGAAGGAAAAGGAGGUGUUGGAAAAGAAAGAGAGGAUGUGGGAGAAAGUGAUGACUAGGAUGAGGGAACGAGAGGACGAGAGGAAACGGCAGGAAGCUGAGUUUGGGGAGAAGGAGAAGCAGUGGGAGCUGGAAAGGGAAGAAGAACGGAGGCGAGAAGAGGAGAGAGAGAAGGAAAGGAGCGCUUUCAGGGAGAAGGAAUUGCAGUGGGAUUCGGAGAGGGAAGAGGAGCGACGGCGGGAAGAGGAAAGGGAGAGGGAGAGGGAAGAGGAGAGGGAGAAGCAAGAGCAAAGGGAGGCAGAUAGGGAAAAGGAGAAGAGUAGAGCAAAGGAGAGGCAGAGGGAAAGAGAGGCUUAUGAGGAGAAAGAGAGGGAGUGGGAGGCGGAGAGGGGGAGUGAGGAGAAGAGGGACGAGGAGAGGAAGAGGAGGAGUGAGGAGGAGAGGGACGAGGAGAGGAAGAGGAGGAGUGAGGAGAAGAAGACGUGUGGAGAAGAGGGUGAGGAAGGAGAGGAGGGAGAUGGAGGAGGGGACGGUGGGGACGGAGGGGACGGAGAGUGGGGCAUAGAACAGGAUAUGGAGAGAGAGAGAGAGGAAUGGCGGCAGCUGUGGCGGAAGAAUGGACAGAAGGGCCAGGGCGAGGAGGGGAGAGGGGAAGGGAGUGAGGAGGAUGAGGAUACGUGGAGCGAAGAGGAGGAAGGGGGAGAUGGGGAGAGGAAGGCACGGGCAGGAAAGGUCGGAGGGAAGGGAGAAGGGGAGGAGAAGAGCGGAAGUACGGAGGGGGAGAGGGAGCGGGUGAGUGCGGGAGCGAAUGGGGAAGCAGCAGUGGUGGAGGCUGGUGAGGGAGAGGAGGGGGUGUUGAGACUGCUGGCUAUGCAGUGGAGUGAGGUGGGGGGUGUGUGGGAGAGGUUGAGUGCGUGGGUGCGAUCAGAGGAAGCACAGAGGGCGUGGAGGAUGGUGAGCGAACUGAUGGAUAGAGGAAGGUGGGAGGAGAUUCUGAAGCAGCUGGAGAGAGGUGGUGUUGUUGGUGCUGCUGGCUGUAUGGGUGGCCUGGGUGGUGCGAGAAUGCAGCUGCCUGCGGCGAGUAGGGCAGCGAGCAAGGCCGAAAUGGAAGAGGCACGGGCGCACAGGGAUGGGUGGGAGGAGUGGGACUGGCGGCGAGAGCUAGAACGCACAGAAGAGAAACUGAUAGAUGUGCAUGGGGCGCUGCUAGAAGCACGGGAGGAGCUGGGUGUGCUGAGGUCUGCUCGGGAUAACACUGUGCGAGCGGUGGUGGCGGAAAUGGAGGAGAUACGGAGGUGUUUGAGAGUGGUGGAGAGGGAUCGGCAGAGGGCGGCGGGCGCGGUGGGGGCGGUGAGGGAGGCUGUGGUGAAGGUGACGAUCGAGAGGGAGGCGUUUCGAGUGGCUCUGGAGCACUCCAACAGCGAGUGCCGCAAGCUGGUGGCUGCCAUGCGUAACAACGACAAGUCCAAGAUACUGCAGUCUCUGCAGGCGGACCUUGCUUCGUCUCAGACGACCAUCCGCGCCCUGGAGUCGACGGUAGAGGUGCUGCAGCAGCAGAGGAGCAUGCACGGCAGAGCGGGCAAAGACACUAUUUGUGACUGUGGCAGUGGCGAAAGGAGGGACCAUGGAUUGCUCAAGGAGUACAAGGAGCAGGUGCAGCACCUUCAAUCCGUUCUGGCGCAGACGCGAGAGCUGCUGGACAGCCGCAGCAACGAGGUGAUGCGGUUGAGAGCGGUGCUGGAGGCAGCAAAAAAAGCAGCAAGAGCAGAGAGGGGUGUACAAGGGGGCAAAGACAGUAUGGAGGGCACAAAGGGUGUGCAGGGCACAAAGGGUGUGCGGGACACGAGAAGUCUUGUUGCUCCUGUUGCUGCCAGCGCGAGUGUCAAUGGUGCUGCUGCCACAGCUCAGGCUAUUGCUCCUAGACCCAGCACGAUCCCAUCACCUGCUUCUGCUAUUGCACCUAAAGCAGCCUCGCCUGCUCUCUCUGCUCCUGCCUCUUCAGCUGUUUCCUUGUCCGCUGUUGCUGCUGCUGCGGAUGCUUCGGUCUUGAAUGCCAAGCCUGCUCAACCCACCAAGGCUCCUAGACGCACUGUUGCCGAUUCCGCCUCUGCUGCUUGUGACCCUUCUGCUGUUUCUGGUGCCUCUGGUCACGUCCCCAAGAAAGAUAGCACUGGCAAGACAAGGCGAGGGGGUAAGGCCGCAGCCGGAGAGGAGGGGAAGCAAGGGGCUGCAGGCGCAGGGGAGGGGGGUGGUAUAGAGGGGAAGAGAAAAGCAGUGCGGGGGAAGAUGGGGAAGAAGGAAGGAGCGGGAGUAGGGAAAGGAAAGGUGAAAGGGGAGGGGAAAGGGGCAGGGAAGAGAGGUGGGAGAAGUGUCAGUAGCGUGGCUGGUGUGAGUGAGAGCGAGCGAGGGGAUGGGGCUCAGGAAGGGGUUAUAGUGGAACGAGUAGAGAGUUUGGAUUAUGCGAUUUUGGAGAGAGAAAUAGACGCCUUUUUGGGAAACGACAUUGAAAUGAUUUCGGAGAAGGAUGUGGAGGUGUGUUUGGAAAAUGAAGGGCACGCAAGCGUUGUGGGGGCUAGCAGCCGGGUUGGAGUUUAUGCGAGUACACCGACUGCAGGGGAGAGGGUGGUGGUGUCUCGAACAUCCCAAGCACGCGGUGCUGUUGCCGUAGGGUCGUCAGCACAUGGUGGUGCUUCCACAAUGGGAUCAGCUCGUGGUGGUGCUGCGAGCAGUGCAAACAGACAAGCCAGGAGGCAGAACAGCACAGGCACGGGUGGUGCUUCCAGUGGCAGGUCUACUCGUCAUGUCAGCAGCACCCUUCAGCAUUCCGACCCUCCUCCUCCCACCAGCAUUUACACCCUUGCCCCGCGCCGUCAAUCCGCCGCACUCAACCGCUCUGAAUCUCAUGACUUCACCUUCCACCCUGCUGCAGUGUGGCCAGCACUGGUCGAGGAGGAGGAGGUGCAGCAGCAGCAGCAACUUGCAUCCCCUCGUAGCCUGAUUCUUGAGCGCCAGUAUCAAUCGGGUACAGCUGGUCCUGUGAGGGGAGCGCAAGCCAUCAACAAUACAAGCAGCAAAAACUGCCACAGCAGCAACAGCAACAGCAACAAGAGCGGCAACAACGGCAACAACAGUGUGUUUCAUCACCUGAGCAAUAGCCACGUGGAGGAGCGGGUGUUUCCUGCUCGCACAGGUACUGGUAGUAAUAGCUCGGUUGCACUGCAAGGCAGGCCGCACACACCACUGCGCCGUGGUCACAGUGCGGUUGGGAUGGGUGGAGAGGAUUUUGGGGACGGUUCAGGUGACUAUGCCAGUCACAUGGUGCCGUGGUGA
This is a messenger RNA of Closterium sp. Naga37s-1, 9300 nucleotides long. The record is from the annotation of a GenBank genome assembly. NCBI's taxonomy places the organism in Eukaryota, Viridiplantae, Streptophyta, Zygnematophyceae, Desmidiales, Closteriaceae.